Messenger RNA from Trichomonas vaginalis G3, 1002 nucleotides. Its product is annotated as organellar and viral DNA polymerase type B. Gene Ontology annotation, biological process: DNA replication. The annotation marks the transcript as partial. Lineage: Eukaryota; Parabasalia; Trichomonadida; Trichomonadidae. The record is from RefSeq and is a predicted model, not a curated record. Gene Ontology annotation, molecular function: DNA binding; nucleotide binding; DNA-directed DNA polymerase activity. The transcript has a single exon.
AUGAAACAAAAGAGCAAAAAGAAACUCAUUGCUGACUUCGACACUGUUUCAUUAUAUCCUUCAGCUAUAGCAAGACUUUAUACUUUAGAAGGUAUUCCAAAAGUAUUGAAGGAAGAAAUGUUAAGCACAGAGUAUCUCAUGAGACAUUUAUUCGAUGAUGACCAAAAGGAACCCAUUGGUGAAAAGUUUAUGUCUGGCUUCUUUGUUCUCAUUAAGAUAACAGAGAUUGGUAUACCCAGACACUUUCAUUUAAUAGUUUGCGACCCUGAACUAAAUCCAGAACUUAACGUUCCAAGAAGUUCAAACACUUGCUGUCUCAUGUAUGUUGACCAUAUAACAUUACAAGACCUCAUAAAAUAUCAAUGUGUCAAAUGUGAAGUGUUGCAAGGAUACUAUUACGAUGGAAACAGAGAUAUGAGAAUAAGAGAUGAAGUAAAGAAGUUGUUUGAGUUAAGGUUAAAGUAUAAGAAAGAAGGAAACCCCUUACAAGAAAUUAUAAAACUCAUUCUGAACAGCAUUUAUGGCAAAACUAUUCUAUCUCCUAUUGAGUCAAAAAUAACCAUAGUAAAUGACAAAGAUGCUAUAAGAUAUGCUAUAAGAAAUUACAACCAUAUAGUGAAGUUCGAAGGUUUGGAUGGUUCAGAUAAAACUAUUUUCAAGCUAACGAAAAGCAUUUGCAGACACUUUAACUUCUGUCCACUUGGUGUUAAUAUUCUGUCUAUGUCAAAACGUAUUAUGAAUGAAGUAUUCUGUACUGCUGAAGAUAUGGGUCUUCAAAUCUUUUACCAGGAUACCGACAGUAUGCACUUAUAUAAUGAAGACAUACCAAAGCUUGCAGCAGAGUUUAAGAAGAGAUAUGGUCGCGAACUUAUAGGAAAGAACCUUGGUCAAUUUCAUAGCGACUUUGCAGAAAUAACACCUGGAAAACAAAGUUUAGCUUAUAAAAGUAUUUUCUGUGGAAAGAAGACCUACAUAGACUUACUCACUAACGAUUUAAAUGAA